Messenger RNA from Colletotrichum fioriniae, 2682 nucleotides. NCBI's taxonomy places the organism in Eukaryota, Fungi, Ascomycota, Sordariomycetes, Glomerellales, Glomerellaceae. The record is from RefSeq and is a predicted model, not a curated record.
AUGAGCCGCAAGACUUUUGGCCUCGACGCCUCUGAUUUACCACAGGACCCAUACUAUCCCCAAACAGACCCUACAGGCCCUAGUUUCCUUGAUACAGAGGGAUGUCUCUGUGCUUUACAGGUAACACCAGCCGGUGGAGCCCCGGAACCAGCUUGGCAAUGUAUUGGAGACCAAAGCCAGGGAAGCAUCUACACAAUCAGGACCGGCAGAUGGUUUAACACACUCAAUGGAGCCGGCAAUGCCAAUGGACCCAUUAAUGACGCUUCAAGUCCGCCGGAUACUGAAAAGCCCCUACGGUGGCUCUUUGGAGCAUUGCGAGACUCGCCGGGCAACGACGGGCUGAGUGUGUACGACAGCGCCUGCACCGGCAAGAAUAACACCAGAUUCUCGACCUCGUUUUACGAAGCAACGGCACAGAUCAACGCAGGCCAGCAGCCAUAUAGCGCCGCGCCGUGUUAUAGACAAGGGGCGGUUCCGAUAGAGAUCCAGACAGUGGAGAUUGGCAGCCGUUGCCCGGAAGGUUCUUCCUACGAGCUGUUCCUCAUCCCUCUCGUCAUCUUGAUCAUUGUCGAUGUUCUGGCGAUCGCUGGCAUGGUUAUCUAUCGAUUCCGAAAGCGCCUUCGCGACCAUCAAUCGAACAAGAACCGGAGACCAACCUUAAAGCGUGGCAUGAGCAGCAUGAAAGCUCAGAUCACGGGUUACAGGGCACUUUCGGAAGAUACAGACCGCGAAAUGCUCCCGAUGAGCGCGACCUACAUCCCCAACCGGACUGAUUCGUACGGAGGGGGGUUUCAAGCCGCCCUUGAGCUCGGUUCCGAAUACUCGGUCAACAUCAGGCCCACGAGCGAGAUGCUCAAUCCUCAACUGAUGGCAUUUGUCUCCUCGAUGAGGCGUGCGACCGAUGCAACCAACUUUGGUCUCUCCUUCAGCUACUCUGACCUCAGUUUCCAGCCCAAGAAGAGCUCCAAGGUGAUUCUUCAGAACGUCACAGGAUCCAUCGACCGGGGAACUUUGACAGCUGUCAUGGGCGGAUCCGGGGCCGGCAAGUCAACUUUCGUCAACGUUCUCAUGGGUAAGACCAAGAACACAGGAGGCACAGUGGCUGUGAACAGCAGUCCAGACAAGUUGAAGCGGUACAAGAAGGUGAUUGGGUACGUGCCUCAAGACGACAUCGUGCUGCCGGAGCUCACGGUCUACGAAAACAUUGUUCAUAGCGCAAAAAUCCGCCUGCCCCAGACUUGGUCAACAGCUGACAUUGAGUCUCAUGUUGAUUCUGUCAUUGACUGUUUGGAACUCUCACACGUACGCAACUCCUUGGUGGGCUCAGUCGCUGUACCCGUCAUUAGUGGCGGACAGCGCAAGCGCGUUAGUAUCGGUAUGGAACUGGCAUCUGCUCCGAUGGCAAUCUUCUUGGAUGAGCCGACGAGUGGUCUUGAUGCUACCGCAGCUUCAUCUCUGAUGCGGACUUUGAAGGCAGUUGCGCGGCUGGGAAUCACCGUCAUCGUCAUCAUCCACCAACCCCGCACCGAGAUCUUUGAGAAUUUCGAUAAUCUCAUUCUCCUCGGCAAUGGCCAGACUAUCUACGAAGGUCCCCAAGCUGAAGUGCAGGACUAUUUUGAAGGCCUCGGCUUCGGCUUCCCAAAACACAGCAAUCAUGGCGACAUAGUCACCGAUAUCAUCACUGGAAACGGUCGCGACUACAAGCAAAUGGGGGAGAUCUCCAAAGAAUCGCUCAUUUCGAAGUGGUCAGAUCACCGCCAGGCCCUCACGCACAAGGAGCGACAUGCUUCCUCCAUCAUGAGCAACAACGGCAUGUACGCCGCCAUCAAGCAUCGCGGUGCGCCGCUGUACAAACAAACAUGGCUCUGCCUUCGUCGGGCCAUGCUUCAGCAGUACCGCACCAAAGCAGCUUUUUGGGCCGAGAUGGGUCUCGCGGCGCUCGCUGGAUUUCUCCUGGGCCUUGCCGAGCAUUCAAAAAAGGGCAUCUUGUUCACAGGCACUUUCAAAGAGCCGUACUCAAUCUUGUCAACUGCUGUGGACUUCAAGUCGGCCCCUGAACUUGCUCUAUUGGUCUCCAUUGCUGUGGGUCUAGUGUCUGGUGCGCCUGGUGUCAAGACUUUCUCGGAGGAACUGCUCGUGCAUCGGAGGGAAGCCGAAGCGGGACACAACAGGCUAGCAUACUUCCUUGCAAAGGUCGUCUCUGUCCUCCCCCGUAUGCUCUUGGGCUGUCUCCAUUUCACGACAUUCUUGUUCAUUCUCACGGUACCGGUGAUCAACUGGGGGCUUGCCUUUCUCACUAAUUUCUUCUACUUUUACUGCAUCUACGGGCUGGCCAGUAUCAUCAGCAUGCUUGUCAGACGAGAAGAUGCUCCCCUGUUUGCGACAAUGAUUAGUCUCAUCGUUGCAAUCUUGUCUGGAGCUGCUCCCCCACUGGCCAAGGUCAAGGAGUGGCACUUGGAGUGGCUUUGGCGCGCUUCACCUGGUGUCUGGCUGGCAGAAAUCUACUUUGGUCAGCUAGUCUCGCCCUUUGGUUAUUUGUAUGAUGUCGAUUCUGCUGCAGCGGCGACUGGUUUCCAUUUGAACUGGCUAUGGCGCAACAUGGGAGUUUUGGUUGGCAUUGGAACUAUCUAUAGAGUGAUUGCAUUUCUUGCGAUGGUUUUCGGGCAAAGCCGGCGUAGAUAG